Messenger RNA from Scatophagus argus, 2638 nucleotides. RefSeq names its product exocyst complex component 3 (gene exoc3). Gene Ontology annotation, cellular component: exocyst. Gene Ontology annotation, biological process: exocytosis; exocyst localization. Lineage: Eukaryota; Metazoa; Chordata; Actinopteri; Scatophagidae. Gene Ontology annotation, molecular function: SNARE binding. Bases 198 to 2444 code for a protein of 748 amino acids. The transcript is spliced from 16 exons. The record is from RefSeq and is a predicted model, not a curated record.
GAAAGCAACUACUACUGACCAAUCAGAGGCAGAGAAGGGCGGGUCCUGACCUCGUCUUCCUGGUGAAAAAUUGUCCAACCACAAUAACAUACCAAGAAAACGUAAAUAGAAUUUUUUUUCUUUCAUCUUGUCCUCGUUUAUCCGUUAAGUGCCAGAGCUCGAGAGUAUACUCCUACUUGAUACCACUGAGAGGCGCUAUGGAGGAGACAAGUCGGGAGGCGGUUGCCACAGCAGUGCAGCGUGUGGCGGGGAUGCUGCAGCGGUCGGACCAGCUUGACAAAGUGGAGCAGUACAGAAGAAGAGAGGCUCGCAAAAAGGCCUCUGUGGAAGCUAGGCUGAAGGCAGCCAUCCAGUCCCAGCUAGAUGGCGUGCGCACUGGACUGACCCAGCUACACAGCGCCCUGCUGGAUGUGAAGGACAUCCAGAGCUCACUGGGUGAUGUUAGUAAAGACUGGAGGCAGAGUAUCAACACUAUAGAGAACCUGAAGGAUGUCAAGGAUGCUGUUGUUCAACACAGUCAGCUGGCCUCUGCUGUGGAAAACCUUAAAAACAUUUUCUCUGUGCCAGAGAUUGUGGCAGACACGCAGCAGCUCAUUGAGCAGGCAGAGCUGCUGCAGGCCCAUAGGAAGCUGAUGGAGCUGGAGUGUUCACGGGAUGACCUCAUGUAUGAGCAGUAUCGUAUGGACAGCAAGAACACAAGUGACAUGAGCCUCAUCUCCAUCUACUUUGAAGAUGUUCAGGGGUUGUCAGAUGAGCUGGCCAAACAGUUAUGGAUGGUAUUGCAGAGGUCCAUGGUAACGGUUCGUCGUGACCCUACUAUGCUGGUGUCAGUGGUUCGUAUCAUUGAGCGUGAGGAGAAGAUUGACCGGCGUAUGGUUGAUCGUAAGAAGCAGACCGGGUUCAUCCCACCUGGGCGACCCAAACGGUGGAAGGACAAGAUGUUUCAGGUGUUGGAGGCCACAGUCAGCACCCGCAUUGAAGGGACCCAGUCAGUGACAAGGGAGGCUGAUAAAAUGUGGCUGGUUCGCCUUCUAGAAAUCACCAGGAAGUAUGUUCUUGAUGACCUCAUUGUUGUCAAGAACCUCAUGGCGCAGUGCUUCCCCCCACACUACAACACUUUUAACAGGUUUUUCGGUCUCUACCACAAUGCUGUGUCCACUCGUGUCAAAGAACUUGCCUCUGAGGACUUGGAGGCAAAUGAGAUUGUGUCGCUUCUAACAUGGGUCCUCAACACAUAUAAGAGUGUGGAGAUGAUGGGCCAUCCAGAGCUUCAUUCAGAGUGUGACAUUAACCAAUUAGAGCCUCUGCUGCCUCAAGAUGUGGUGGAUGACCUGCUCAGCAAAUAUGUCAAGACCUUCACAUCUAAUAUAACAGGCUGGCUGCGGAAGGCCCUGGAAACAGACAAGAAGGACUGGCAGAAAGAAACGGAGCCUGAGGCUGACCAAGAUGGAUACUACCAGACCACACUGCCCGCUAUCGUCUUUCAGAUGUUUGAGCAGAACCUCCAGGUUGCUGCGCAGAUUGAUGGAGACUUCAAAGAGCAAGUUCUGAAGCUCUGCCUGAAACAGAUGAACACUUUCCUUAUCAGGUACAGAGAGGAGGCGGUGGUCUACAAAGAGGAGCACCUGAGAGACAGACAGCUUCCUCAGUGUUAUGUUCAGUACAUGAUAGCUAUCAUUAACAACUGCCAGACCUUCAAAGAGUCCAUCAGCAGUCUGAAGAGAAAGUACUCUCAGUCCUCAGAGCCCACUGACAGUGAUGCUGCCAUAGAGAGGACACUCAAUGAGGUGGCCAAGGAGGGAUGUCAGUUUCUGUUGGACGAAGUCUUCCUAGACCUCGAAAAUCACUUGAACGAGCUGCUGACCAGGAAGUGGCUGACAGGCUCCCAUGCUGUGGAUACCAUCUGUGUGACCGUGGAGGAUUACUUCAAUGACUUCAACAAGAUCAAGAAACCCUUCAAUCAGGAGAUGACGAGCGAGGCCCUGCGCAGGGUGGUGGUGGAGUACAUCAAGGCAGUAAUGCAGAAGAGAAUCACCUUCAAGAAUGCUGAUGAGAGGCGAGAGGGAGCAGAGAGGAUGAUCAAAGAGGCUGAUCAGUUCAAGUUCCUCUUCAGGAAACUGGCUGCUGGUGAAGACACAGAUCGGCUCUGUGGUGCCAUUGCCGCCAUUGCUGAGGUGUUCAAGCUGACCGACCCCGCACUGCUGUUUCUGGAGGUCACCACACUGGUAUCCAAAUACCCUGACAUCAGGGAGGAGCACAUCCAGGCGUUGCUGGCAGUGCGUGGUGAUGCCAGCAGAGAAAUGCGCCAAAUGAUCAUUGGGACUCUUAGCGAAAACAAAGUGUCGUACUCUGGUGUGAAACAGCCCAUUUUCAAAGAUAUCACUGUGCCCACCAUCACCAUGACUACCAUGACCUCCAUGGCAACUGCAAAGCUGCUCAAAUAAAUCCAAUUGCCAUGACACAGUUUCCUCCAUGAGCACCUUAACAUAAGCAAACUUAUUUUUCCAAUCACUCAGUUAUUUGAAAUGUUCUAUGCAGCUUGCUGUGUUUUACUGUCUUCACUUAGAUUUGCUGUUUUAUUGUCAUCCUGAUUGUGUCUGCUUCAAGAAAAUAAUAAAAUGACAGUUGUAAAAAUGGA